Molecule: messenger RNA, 1020 nt
Organism: Oikopleura dioica
Lineage: Eukaryota; Metazoa; Chordata; Appendicularia; Copelata; Oikopleuridae
Source: the annotation of a GenBank genome assembly
AUGCUUCUGAGGCCGGGGACGAAGACAAUCCUCUGGAGACGGAAGGGAAUAAAUCUCAAGAAGAGCCCUGAUCUGUUGGAAUUCCGAGCGCUUAAAAUUUCAGCCCUGAGUCAAGCAAAUGCUCAGAAAAAGAAGACGAAUGAGCUCAUGGGUCAAAGAAACCCGGAAGACCGACUCUUCAUCAGCCAAAAACGCGCCUCUGAUAUUAUGGCUGGAGCUGCCGACUUCAACCAGCUCAAAUACGAACAAGAGGAAAAGAAGUUAGAAGUAGAAGCUUCGAAAAUCGCUAGAGGUGGAAGUGUCUAUUUCCUUUGCAUGGCACUUGUAGCGAUGUACGUUUGGAUUCUCAGACAAAGAUCAAAUAAAGAACAUGUCGCCAAAAAGGUCGAAACCUUGGGAAGAGCUAGUUUGGAGGGCAAGUUCGACCUUGUUCAGACAAAAGAUGGAGAAGCAUUUUCUACUGAUGAUCUUCUUGGAAAAUGGUCUCUUAUCUAUUUUGGCUUCACUCGCUGCCCUGAUGUUUGUCCUGAGCAGCUAGAAAAGCUGGCAUAUGUUAUUCAGUCUGUUGAAGAAACAAAGAAGAACCCAAAGUCUGAAAUGGCUGAUGUGGAAAUCGUUCCUCUUUUUAUUUCGAUAGAUGUUAGAAGGGAUACUUUUGAAGAAAUUAAUGAAUAUUGCGAGAGUUUCCAUCCGUCCUUGAUAGGUUUAUCAGGAACAGAGAAGCAGGUCGACGCAGCGGCUAAAUCCUUUAGAUUGUAUUUCUCAAAGGGCAUGUAUGGCGAGAGUGAGGAAGACUAUUUACUUGACCACACUGUUGUGAUAUUCUUGCUCAACCCUGAAAAUAAGAUAGAAGAGUAUUUCACCCAAUCCAAGAGUCCUGGCCAGAUAAUAUUCGAAACGCAUCAAGCGAUUAAGAAGUGGAAGUUCCUGGAUGAUUAUAUGGAAGUAGCUCGGCAAAUUGAAGCCAAGAAAGAAGAAGUGCAAAAGAAAAGACUAAAGAAAGCCCUUUCGAAAGAUUAA